AUGUAUUAUUUUUCGAACGCUAAAGCCACAACCUGUAAGGAAGCUAUUCAACGAUGGGAGGAGAAAACUGGUUUAACUGCCAGUGAACAGAAAGAAAUUAUUUUGUCCUUUCAGUGGCCUCCAAUUGAAAAAAUGGAUAAUAAUUUAGCUUCACUGGCUGCUGUAGAAAAACUAUCGCUUUCGACAAAUAUGAUAGAGAGAAUCACUGGUAUCAACUCUUUGAAAAAUUUGAGGAUUCUGUCUGUGGGGCGAAACUAUAUCAAAACAUUUUCUGGAUUAGAAGCAGUCGGUGAACAUUUAGAAGAACUAUGGAUAUCUUACAAUUUGAUCGAGAAGAUUAAAGGUGUUAACGUUUUGAAAGCACUGAAGGUGCUUUAUAUGUCUAACAAUUUGGUAAAAGACUGGGCGGAGUUUAAUCGAUUGCAAGAAAUACCAAAUCUCGAAGAUUUAUUGUUCAUCAACAAUCCGAUUUGCGAAAAUAUAGACGUGGAAUCGUGGCGGAGUCAAGUCAUCAGGAGACUUCCGAAAUUAAAAAAGCUCGACGCUAUACCGAUCGUGUGAAU
Molecule: messenger RNA, 563 nt
Organism: Hylaeus anthracinus
Lineage: Eukaryota; Metazoa; Arthropoda; Insecta; Hymenoptera; Colletidae
Product: dynein axonemal light chain 1-like
Exons: 3
Coding region: 1-561 (186 amino acids)
Cellular component (GO): cytoplasm
Molecular function (GO): protein kinase binding
Source: RefSeq, a predicted model, not a curated record